CACAAAGAGGAAAACAGAGAACAUUGACUCGGCCUGUUGACCGGCGCGUCCUUCUCCAAUGGCAUAGGCAUGUCCGCUGUGGAACAUUUUCAAUUCUCUCUGUCUGUUUGUUUGUUGCAACAGGACGGAACAACUUUAAUUAUCUGCCAAAGUAAAUAGAGUCGCUGCUGUUUUGUUUUUGUUGUUGUUGCAGGACAACAGAGUAAAUAAAAACAACGGCGCUAACAAGCCUACUCUUCUUCAGCCGAAAAUAACAGCCACAAUUCCAGGAGCCCAGUUGGCCUGCCACUAGCUGUGAACUGCAAACUUAAGUCAACAAUGAAACAUGCAUUGGCAGUGGUCAGGCACGAAGUUAUUAUUCGCCCCGAAGCGAGUCCACGGAAGAGAUCAAAUAAUGCCAUAAAAUUCCAUAGCCAACAAAAGGCCUUUGCAGUUGCACUUCUAAAGCAGAGAUUACCGGUUGAAUAGCCCAGGUCUGUCACAGCAUUCAAGGGAAGCGUCGCAAUGUUUGGCAGGCUAAAAUUGGUUGGAUUGUUGCUCUUAAUGUGCCUGCUGCACUGGACCUGCAGCAUUGUGAAUCCUGACAAGGAGUCUGCCAGUAUGGUCAUCUAUCUUCAGAAACCCAGUAGCCUUGGCCCUCGCACCUGGUUGGCCGGUGUCAACUGUUUGGAUCAGAUAACCCGUUUGUUCUUUCGCAAACAAGAAAGCUUGACGCGUUCACCGAACAUGGUUAUGACCGUCGCCAAGAACAUGUCCACGCCCGCUGCCCAAAUUCAAGAGGGGUUCCUGAAAAUAAUGAUGGAGGCUGUCAGCGAACUGGACCCGGUCCACAAACGCUAUCAAAUGCGCAUUGUGUCCGAUGCUCAACCCUAUCUGUGGUACAAAAUGAACCAACCGGAAUUGGUACUGGCCGACUAUUACGUCAUUGUGGUGGAUUCGUUGAUGCGCUUGGCCAAUCUCCUGCAGAACUACGUUAGCCACAUGCUGUCGUGGAAUCCCGGAGCGCAUUUCCUGAUACUCUACAACAAUGCCAAGAAUCGUAACAAUGCUGAUACCACGGCUGAAACUGUUUUCCAGGUCAUGCUGGACCAGUUCUAUAUCCAUCGCGUGGGCCUUCUGUAUGCCACCACGGACACGCGAUAUGUCUUCAAGGUCUUGGAUAAUUUCAAUAGCUCUUCGUGUCGCAAACUCAAAGUCAAACACUUUGCCGAAUGCCAAGAGGGUAGUGUGGUGACGAAAAACUUUGGAGCUCUGCAACGUAGUCUGGAUCGGUUCCUGAGUAGCCUGACGCUGACCAAUUGUACAUUUUAUAUGUGUGCUUCCAUUUCGGCUCCAUUUGUGGAGGCAGAUUGUGUUUUCGGUUUGGAGAUGCGGAUCAUAGGAUUUAUAAAGAGUCGAUUGAAUUUCAAUAUCAUCCAACAAUGUGAACACGAAAGUCGUGGUGUCCAAGAGGAGGCCGGUAAUUGGACCGGCCUCUUGGGCAGGUUGAAUGAGAAGUCUUGCGAUUUUAUCAUGGGCGGUUUCUAUCCGGACAAUGAAAUCAUCAGCAAUUUUUGGGUUUCCGACACCUACUUGGAGGACUCCUACACCUGGUAUGUCAAGCUAGCCGACCCACGGCCUGCCUGGAUGGCUCUCUAUUCCAUAUUUGAAAAUCUCACUUGGCUUGCGUUCAUCGUUAUGCUGCUGAUUACUUGGCUGACCUGGUUUGUGUUGGUGUACUUUUUACCCGAGCCACCGGAGACGAGGGAAUGGUCCCUGACCGGCAUCAACAGCAUGGCAGUGUCGAUUUGUGUGUCGGUCAACGAGCGGCCGUUGUGUAUGGCUUCCAGAUUUUUCUUCAUUUCCUUGGCUUUGUACGGACUGAAUGUUACCUCGACGUAUACCUCAAAACUGAUUUCGGUCUUCUCCAAUCCGGGGUAUUUGCAUCAAAUCGACACCCUCCCAGAGGUGGUGGAGGCUGGCAUACCAUUUGGUGGCUAUGAGGAGAGCCGCGAUUGGUUCGACAACGACGAGGAUUAUUGGGUCUUCGAUAAAUACAAUGACUCUUCUGAUUUUGAACCUCAUACGAGGAAUCUUGUUUGGGUCGAGCGGGGGAAACGGGUGAUAUUAAGCCGCCGCAUGUACAUCAUGCAAAGUGCCUUGGCCGACAACAUUUAUGCCUUUCCCGUUAAUGUCUUCUCCAGUCCCAUGCAGAUGAUUAUGAAGCCCGGCUUCCCCUUUCUCUACGAUUUCAAUUUGAUGAUACGCUACAUGCGAGAUUUUGGGUUUUUGAAUAAAAUCCACCGAGACUUUGUCUACAACAAUACCUACUUGAAUCGAAUUGCAAAAAUGAGGCCAGAUUUCAAAGAGAAAGUCAUUGUCUUAAGAAUGGACCAUUUGCAGGGAGCCUUCUCGAUUUUGAGUGUCGGGGUAUGUGUCAGUGUGGGAUUAUUUUUGGCAGAGUUAUUGGUAUUCCAUGUCGGUGGACGAUGCUCUUCCAAAUCAGGCCACAAGAAACGGCAACGGAAGCGAGACAAAACAAGAAAACGAAAACGUAACAAAUCAUCAGAGGAAAUCGUGAUAUAUUGGAAUGAAAUCCAUGUGCAAAAGGAUAUGGGUUCAACUCCGCUGAAGCGAAGGAUUGUCCACAAAUCGGCGGAUGAAUGAGGCGAA
Molecule: messenger RNA, 2652 nt
Organism: Musca domestica (house fly)
Lineage: Eukaryota; Metazoa; Arthropoda; Insecta; Diptera; Muscidae
Exons: 4
Coding region: 505-2646 (713 amino acids)
Source: RefSeq, a predicted model, not a curated record